AAAAUCAAUCGUUUCAGUUGGUUGUCGCCGCGUAAGAGCGAGUGAGAUCGAGUCUGUGUGUGUCAAUCAAAUUGUGAGCCUGCCUUAACGUGUCUCUGUAUUUGUUGUUCAUGUGUAUAUGUGCGAGCAGACAAAAAUAAUAAAAAUAACACUGCUUAUCGUCAAAUCAGUUGCGAACAUGUGUUAGUGUUUGUGUGCAUACGUGCAUGUGAUGGCGCAGUUUUUAUACGUUUUGUGCAAAAAAUUCAUGAAAUUAUUACAUACACCUACACACACAAAACGAAAGUGUUACGCAGCCGCUUCUUGGUCGUGUAAUUAACGCAGCCACAGCAGCAGACAACAACAGCGACACUUUACCACUUACCUUGACGUCAUUUUUUUUCUGACGACAACAAAAAACGCCAAAACGCGUAUAGUUGUUCUUGUUGUUUUUGUUGGUGGUGUUUGGUUGGCUGGUUCGGUUCGGUGGCUGGCUGUGCUUGGCACGAAGCGAAUGAACGUUUUUUAAUCAAAAGUUGUUGUUAUUAUUGUCACUGGGUUUAUACAGUGCGUAAAAAACGUCUGGCAGCGACCGCAAAAAAGAGCCGAGUGUAAAAAUUUGCAUUAAUGCAGCAAAGCGUCGUCGUCGUCGGUGUAUUAAUGAAUGAGUUCGUAAACAACAAAAAAGCAAAAGUGCGCAAAGAACAACAAAACUAAUUGCAAAAACAAACACAAUUAACCGUGAAAAUUAGCGCGAAAGAAGCGGUGAAAACAACAUCAGCACAAUGGUCUAUUAUAUAUCAAUUUUUGGUCGUACCGAUCCACCAGAUAAAAUAAUAACAAAGGAAAAGAGCAUGGCCUGUCUGCAGGAUGAGUUUGGACAUCUAGGACUGGCCACAACAGAUCUGCCCUUCAAAUCAGCCGACAUCGACUCAUCUGCCCCGCAGCAUCACAAUAACUAUGCAGAGAUCACGGACAGCAGUGCCGAGAACACGUGCCAACAGCGAUGGCCACCACACGCUGGCGGAGGAGGAUUGGCUAGUGCUUUUGGGCACCCGGAUAAACCCAUUGGCUGGAUGUAUGGGCUGCUGGGUUGUAUGAAGCCCGUGUUGUCUUUCAUAGGCAAAGCUGGUGUGAUUGAGGUGAAGAAUCCACGUAGUGAAGACUGGGAAAUACCCUUCGAGUCCAUAACGGAUCUGGAAUGGUUGGGCAGCGGAGCCCAAGGUGCCGUCUUCAGCGGCAAGUUAAAGAAUGAAAUUGUGGCCGUAAAAAAGGUGAAAGAACUGAAGGAAACGGACAUUAAGCAUUUGCGCAAGCUGGAUCAUGAGAACAUUAUCAAAUUCAAAGGAGUUUGCACACAAUCGCCGGUGUUUUGUAUUAUUAUGGAGUUCUGUCCUUAUGGUCCACUACAGAAUAUACUGAAGGAGGAGCAGGUCAUGUUGCCGUCCCGUUUGGUCUCUUGGUCCAAACAAAUCGCCCUGGGCAUGCAAUAUUUGCACUCACACAAGAUCAUACAUCGUGAUCUAAAGAGUCCCAACAUACUGAUUAGUACAAACGAAGUGGUGAAGAUUAGCGACUUUGGCACCAGUCGCGAGUGGAAUGAGAUUAGCACCAAGAUGAGCUUUGCCGGCACCGUUGCCUGGAUGGCGCCCGAAGUCAUACGCAAUGAGCCCUGCUCUGAGAAGGUGGACAUCUGGUCGUAUGGUGUGGUGCUCUGGGAAAUGCUCACGUGUGAGAUACCCUACAAGGAUGUCGACUCAUCGGCCAUCAUUUGGGGUGUGGGCAACAAUUCGCUCAAGCUGCUCGUGCCCAGCACUUGCCCCGAGGGCUUCAAGCUGCUCGUCAAGCUCUGUUGGAAGAGUAAGCCACGCAAUCGCCCCUCGUUCCGGCAGAUACUCAGUCAUCUGGACAUUGCCGGGCCGGAGUUGUUGCGCAAAACUGAAAAGCAAUAUUUUGAGACGCAAAAGUCUUGGAAGGAGGAGGUGCGUUGCCAUCUGAAGGAGAUCACACAGAAUGGCACCAGCAUUCACAAGUAUGAGCAGGAUUUAAUAAAGCGACGCACUGCUGAAUGGCGACAUGCCCAGGACAUACGCAUGGUCUACGAGGAUAAGCUGCAGAAGACGAAUCAACUGUUCUUCGAGCUGAGCGAGUGCAUGACACAGCUGCAGGAGAAGGAGAAGGAAAUUGCCGAGCGAGAACGUAAAUUGCCUGGAUCUGGUUAUAAGCCCACGAGGCGACUGGGCAACACACUUAGGAAAAUGCAGCACUAUCGGCGUCGUCUGAACGCGCCGCCAGCCCAACAAAUCCAACAGCAGUCCUCAACACCCGAUCCCGAAACCACGCCAGAGAGUCCUGUUAAGUGCAUGCUGUAUGCGCAGCUGGAUGUCAACUGUCAGCCUAAAUCGUACUGUGCUGUGAGCAACGGUCUCGUUAUUGGCGGCAGCAUGUGCAGCAAGAAUAAAAAGACUUGGCGUCAUCGACGCAAUGGUUCCGGCUCCUUUGCCGCACCGCCCAAAUACAGUCCGACACGGGAUCGUCGCUACCAGAGCGAACCGGAGAACCGCAAAGUGCAGCUGGUCGAGCGGCAAACUCAAACCGAUGCCAUGGAUGUUAGCGAAACGGAUAUAAGUCCUUGUGCCGAGCAACCGAUCGAUGUGACACCGCCUCCCAAUCAUCGCCAGUUGCCGCUGCAACUGCAACGCGUGCAACAAAUGGCCGCUGUCAUGGCCCAACAGGCGAAGGUGCAGUCAAGCACGCCAACGGACAACAAUUCACCAGCCAAUGUCGCCAGUCCAUCGAAUGGCAAUUCGCUGAGCAACAGCGAGCUAACCUAUCAGGAUGCCUGCUCCAGUCCCGAUCAACUCAUCGACGAUGUGAUGAACAGCAACGAGCGACUGGACAUCACCGACUGCUGCAGUGACAAUGAAAAUCUCGAGCGUUUGGGCCGCAAAGUGAUUGAAUUCAUCAACGAGAAUCGGCUGUCCAUACAAUCAAAUGCCACAGAGAAUGGCAACGGUGGCAGUGGAGUCAACACACACACCGGCACGACACCAGAGUUGCGUGAUGUGGGCGUCAAUAGUAGUCCCAGCCUGAGUCGUUGCAGCAGCACGCAGAGUAGAAGACAGAAGCGAACGCAGUUGCAGGAGAAUCCCACAAAUGUGAUUGCAAGCAAUGCGAAUGGCGAGUCGCAGGAGCAUUUGGGCGAGGAUAGUUGGUCGGAUGAGGAGGGCGAGGAUACCGACUACAACUAUGCGCUGCGCAGAAGGAGCAUUGGUCGUCUGCCCAUUGGACGUGGCAUGAGGCCAAGACGCAGCUACAAGGCGCCGCUAUCCCAAAAGAUUGCCAUACACAAACGGAAUGUAGUCAUUGUAUCCGAUGAGGAGAACACCUCCGAGUACAGUCACUCUCCAUCGAGUCAGCACUCGACGCUCGAAAGCAAUACGGACGUGCCGGAUGCUCUGAAACAGACGCAGCAGCAGCAACAUCAAAAGCAUGCAAGUUCCAGCGAGACGGAUUCAAGCGACUCCAGCGAAGACGAGGAGGAGAAGCCGAAAGCAACAGCAACAGCUUCGGCUUCAGCGUUGGCCAUGGGCUCGAUUCGCAGCAGCGAUAUUAUAUCCAUACCGACCUACGAGGCUGAUGGCGCCGUUAAUAUGGUUUAACCUAGUUACUCAUAGCCUAAGUGAAAAACAAACUCCUACAACAAUUAACCGCAAACAACUAUCUCUAUAUACUCAAAGCAAAAAACGAAAAACAACAAAAAACAAAAGGAAAUCCAAAACUGUAUGGUAUUAUCUAUGUCGUCGUAUGUCGUACUAUGUAUGUCCAUGUCCGAUCGUCUCUUUAGUUUAUGUAUCUGUAUAGAUAAUGGCCAACAAUUUGAAGCGUUGAGCGUUUCAGUUACCAUUAAAUCAUUUGCCUAAAUCGCAAGGGCAUCCACAUUAACCCGACCCAAAACUCAUCCUCCAUAUUCACUGUAAGGGUUUUUGGGGCAAUCUUUGUCAUCUACUUGUAAUGUUUUCUUGCAUUUCCUCUAAUUUGCAAACCACCUAUGUUAAUGGUUUUAUUUUAAUUCAGUAAGCUGCCUUUGUAAUAUAUUUAAAAAAUGCCGUAAUUGUACAUUUAGUUUAGCCAUUAAGUAGUAUUCAAUCGUAAGAGCUUAAAUCGCAACACGCUCCCAACAAACAAAACAAAACAAAAACAACAAAAAAAAUUAAGUAAUUAAGAAAGAAUGAAAAAUAAUAGAAUUGGCCUCAGGCAAUAAAUAGAAAAAGAAUGAGAGAAAUACUUAUUGUAUGUGUAACGCAAAAUAGUCAGGGAUAUUUUUUAUAUACGGAAAAUUUGCUACGAAAUCGAAGAGAAACGUUUUUUAAAACGAAGCGCAUUAGAUUUUAUAAUUUUGUAGUUUGCAUUUGGGAUACUUCCGAAUCACGUUUGGAUUUAGCCCAUUCUGGUAAUCGUACUUAAUUUUUCGAUAUGCACAAAAUUCAAAGCUUCAGUGCCUUAAAGCAAAUAUUUGAGAAUCGACAAAAAACAAACAAAACAAAGAAAAUAAAACAACUGAAAAUUGUAAUAGAUCUGUAAAAUGAUUAGCCACGGCUUUGACGUGGAAAAUGUGCGCUUUUAAUCCCCCAUUUUAAAACUUAGCUAUAUAAAUGCCACCCAAAUUGUCCGCUCAAGACUUGUACUUCUCGAAAGCGCACAUCACGCUGCAAAACAAAUAAGAAAUAAUAUAAAAAGAAAAAAAAAUACAAAUUUAAAGUACAUAUUUCUAUAUACACUCAAUAAUAUAUACACUAUAUAUUUACACACUAGUUGGAUGUUUAGCUAUCGUAAGAUGCGUCGCAUGCAAAAAUUUCUCUACAUUAUGUAAAUGUACUCCAUAUUAAGUUUAAAUUUAACGACUCAUACGAAUUAGUAGUAAUAAUAAUAAAACCAAAAACCCAAAAAGUA
Drosophila sulfurigaster albostrigata is the source of this 4932-nucleotide messenger RNA. It is a transcript of the gene wnd, whose product is annotated as mitogen-activated protein kinase kinase kinase 13-B. Gene Ontology annotation, molecular function: JUN kinase kinase kinase activity; ATP binding. NCBI's taxonomy places the organism in Eukaryota, Metazoa, Arthropoda, Insecta, Diptera, Drosophilidae. The coding region runs from base 765 to 3641 and encodes 958 amino acids. Gene Ontology annotation, biological process: protein autophosphorylation. The transcript has 6 exons. The record is from RefSeq and is a predicted model, not a curated record.